Varroa destructor (honeybee mite) is the source of this 10457-nucleotide messenger RNA. RefSeq lists its product as uncharacterized. NCBI's taxonomy places the organism in Eukaryota, Metazoa, Arthropoda, Arachnida, Mesostigmata, Varroidae. The record is from RefSeq and is a predicted model, not a curated record.
CUGGGAGAAGUUUCUUUUUGUCUCAGGUCGCGUUGGGUUGUGUUAUACCAGGAACAGUCUUGUUCAUAAAGAGAGCCUUUGUGUUCUUCAAUAAGUUAGACAAGAGGUUACCCGAAGUCGCGCCUCUCGACGCUGGCCAACCCGAACAGUCGACUGACUACCAAAGGCAGACUAAUAAUGCUGAUAACAUACAUGAAUAUUCUGUAGGUCGUACAAAAAAGAUCGUUCGGUAUAAGAUGCAAGCAGACAACAUCCACCGCGAGCGCAAUAGUAAAAUGUGCAGUAAGAUUUGUGUUAUACAACGAAUAUGUGAAACAAAGGAUAAACGUAUUCAAAUUAAACCGUAAGCGAUAGCUCCCGAUUAACGCCGCAAAAUACAAGUUGAUCCGGUGAUUCGCAGCUGUCAGUGACGCUGUGGCCAGAAGCGACUAUAACGGUUACGCGUCCUUGCAUGCAAGCUAAAUAAAUAAGUUCUUUCAUCAGUCGAAGGACAUUUUUAACCUAGAGCAUCAACAUUCAAGCCCCUACUAAUGCUUAAUCGCUGCCCCUUGAUGAGCGUGCAGCCACUUGUGUCCAUCGACGAACGUCAGAGAAAGUCAAGUGACGCUACAAGUUGUUAGACACUACCUACCGGCAGGGUCGACGGCAGCUGUAAAGCGUUAUACUGUAAAUCCGCCAAUGGUCUCUACUGACUAUCGUCAGUGGCGGAGCAACACGACCGUCAAUUCGUUGAGAAAACACACGUCAAAGUCGGACUAGCUAUUUCGGGGUUUGCCAAUGUGUUACAAAGCUUACCCGUUCGUUAUGGCUUCUAUCUUUUGAGCGGUUCCGUUUUUACUUUAACACAUAUGUAUGGAGGAAAUACAGUACAAGUUCGACACUAAUUGAGUUUAAUCACAAAGUACGGAUAAAAAAUACCUACCUCUUGAUGUAAACGCAACAGUAUUGUGUAGACCAUAUUGUAAAAUAUCGAUUAGUUAUUUGGGUAAACGUAACGCACAGGUGCUGAUCUGUAACAACACGCCAGCAGCAAGACAUACCGACUGCAACAUUUAGUGACUUAGGAAUUGCCAUCAGACCACUCCUCAACGCAACGAUUUUGAUGGAUGAGGUUUAAGUCAAAUCCUCAAAAAAGCGAAAAAUGAAAAUUCCAGUGCUUUCCUUCGCGUCCUGGUAACACUUUGGGGACAGGUAUCUCCUUCAACGACUUCUGUCAGAAGAUGGCGUUUCUGGGAUGUUGAUAAGAGUAUCGAUUGCUCACAAAGCUGAACGCCGCUUUAACUAAGAACGGGCACAGAAGUAGAAUCUUUCAUGCCGAUAACAACAGCGUUGACGAUACAAGAGUCCUGUCUCCAAUAAGAUUCCUUUUACUAGUUUAAAUCGAAACGGGCGAAAACAUCGAUUGCCGUCCACCCAUUCAAUUAGAAGAGUGAUAGCAAAUAAUAAUUGGCCCUAGUGAACAAUUAACGCCUAAAGUACAUCCAUAGUAAGUUGAAGUUGCGUGAACAUUGGGCGUUAGUUGUACUUAGCUGAACAAAGUGACCGUUUUAUAUGUUUAACAAUCGAACAAAUUCAUUUCUCUAUGCCUUGAAAGAGAAUCAACAAGCCAACCAUGUGAAAAGAAUGAUAGCCGUGUUUUUUUGUUGAUAAAAUUCUGAUAAAAUAAAAUGCCAAUAUCAGUAAGCAGGAACAAAGAUGACAUCAUCAUUUGUCAUAAACACGAACGUUGCAAGUUUUUAUGAAGUAUAUCAGAAGUUUCGGAUAAGAAAAUAUCACUGACACCUUGUUGACAAUUUGCUUCAAGUGACCGAAACACGACUCCAUGAUGUGAUUGCUACAUGCGCUUUGUCUGUACUUAUAAUAUUCACAGCUCAAGAUGGUUAAGGCAGGAACUAUUCUCGAUGUGCACUAUUUGGCACAAAUUAUGGACGACAUCGAAAUUAAAUUUGGCGCCAAGCCAGGCAGCGGACGAACUAGAGCUAGAAACUAAAAAGAAAACAAAGUUUCUUUUCAAAGGCAUUACUGAGUCGCUAUGGCAUGCGUGGAACUGUCGACGGAUUGGAUCUCAGUAAUAGCUGUGUGAUUCACUAAAUAGGCCGACUAAUAAAGCAUUCACGCAGAGAUUCUUGUUUUGAUCGUUAGUUUGAUUAUUUAGUAAUCAAUUGUGUUGUGUCAGUCAGCUGAAAACAUUUGGACCUGUUAUUUUGCAUAGGCCUAUUUCACCUGAAAUUUACUCAAUCGAUACAUCAAUUAAUAUACUUUUCAAUGUAACCCCCGGAAUUAGUACUUCUCUGCGGAAAAGGGUAUGUCAGUACUGAACAAUUUCAAGAUAUCGAGCUACUAUUACUGCGUGAGUGUUAUCUAAUGGCAGGCUUCGUGACUAAAAUCUAACUUUUUUCAAACAAGUAUUCGAUAGUGAUUGCUCUGUCAGUCGUAACGACUUUCUGAGGUUAUUUAGGUAGUGAUCGACGCUGCAGAACCAUCAUGUGGGGGGUAAAAAGUGAUCUUCUACGCCGACGAUAGCUAUUUAUUAUACAUAUAGCAGAUUUUCUUUCAGAGAUAUAACCAUACCUCCGAAAAAAAAAAACUGUCAUUUGUAUAACUAUAGAAAUGGCUGAAAAAACAGUAGCCAUAAGAGGCCUAGCAAAAAUCAAUUAUGGUAGUGUAAUAAUAAACUGUAUUAAUAAGAUGCACUGUAUGUGAGGACGGACGAUUUCUAUAAUAAGAGUAAUAAUAAUGCAGUGGAUAUUAAUUUGGGAGAAUUUUUAUACUUAAUAUGAAAAAUCCAAGGAGAAUACAACUAUUUUUUAGCAUGAUAUGAUCGGAAGUGGCAACAAGUGGGGUAGAUUGGUUCGAUCUUGAUACCAUUCGAAAUCCGCUAAAUCGAUAUGCUAUACACACUUCUCUAAGUCAAUUCAGGUUUUAAUGAUCAAAAAAGGCACAAGCGACGGUGGUAGGGUUACUUUGUCCAUAGAAAUAUUAUGUUGGCAAACAGCAUUAUGAUCAUAGCCGAGGGUACUGAUGUGCUCUCCAGUUUCCUGUUGAAAUUUCGCCCCCUAAUCAGUACACACUUUACCGUUGCUGCUGGUGUGGAAGCAAUCGAAAAGCAUCCCAGCUAGUUAGUACACACAUUACUUAAUUUCACUACUGAUGUAAUGAUAGCGAUUGCCCUAACUGUUACUGUAAAGAAAGAGAUGAACAUAAGUCGACGUUAUUAACAUGACGUUCGAAGUUGCGAGUGCUUAAGAUGGCUAAGCUUUGGCAGGAAAUGCCCCGCCAAAUAUGCUUCACUGGCCAAGUGGUCGAAAAUCUACAUUAGAAAAGAAGGUUAUUUCGGCAGCUUACCAAAAGCGACUGUUCAGUGAUAUAAUGACGGCGGUUAUCAGGGGCGUCGUAGGGGAAUUGCCAGUACAUCACGGAAAUUUGAAGAAAAAUGCUGUAGAAGUGCACACAGGUAUACACACCAGGGUUGGUCACCUGGACCCACCUUGUUAAGAUUUUUAUUAAUAGAAUUCUAUUUACGUAGCUCUAUCGAAAUAUCAUAUUAUUAAUCAUUACCAGUAUUAGGCGUAAGCUAUCGAGGCACACUAACAAAACGCGCCAGACACUUCUUGCAAAUCAGAAGAAGUCAGCUUUUCAGGACACCUCAUCCAGUGUGGCGUCGCAGUGAUGCGACGUUGGCAGCGGUAGCCGCGCACAAUGAAUUCACACGGUAAUGAAAUGAUCAAUAGUUAACGCUUUGAUACACACGGAUUUUAGCUUGGCUUUUUUCGUCACCGUUUAUGCUAACUACUUGGGGUCGUGUGUAUCCAAUAUGACACGAUAAUGUAUGCAAAUUUUUUUAGUAAAGAAGCAGAACAAAUCUAAUCUGCUGCUAAUGUUGCCGGCUUCUGCGAAUGCCUUCAUCAGACAAUGGAGUUACUCGCUGUUUUACAGCCAGGCGUAUAGUCCUGCUGUUAACUACUUCUCCGGCUAAGCUGUGCUGUGCAUACGCACACUGACGUCUAUUAAGGCUAAUGCAAUCAGCAUCUGACAAAUAGAAAUAAAUUCGACUUCUGAUUAAAGUUCAGAAAAGCAUCCGCCUAAGCGACGCCUGAAUGGCUCAGGGAUAGUCGCAAUGGCGGUAUCCGAGUAUCGCCCGGGAGACGUGACGAGAGAGAAACAGGAGGGAACGCAGCGACGAGGCAGAACGAAUGACCCAAUAGAACAAAAAAAAAACAACUAGAGAGAAGAAACGUUGCACUGGCUAAAUUCUAGCUGAGAACUAGAAUACGUUCAGUAAGAAUAUAAACACCGUGAUUAACAAAGGCGCGACAUCAUUGAAACGAAAGACGUAAAUCGAUAAUCGUAGAAAUAACCACGAGUUUCCAUCCGUCACUUGCAGCUUUGAAUGGUCUACAGUGGCCUUGACAAGCUUGCAGUCACCUCUACCUCUUAAUUGUCACACAAACUUGAUAGAACAAGUAGAGGUAACUGCAGUUAAAAAAUGAAAAAGGUAAGCGAUUUUUUCUGUUAUAAUUUCCUAUGAAAAGGCUUCGCCUUGCGGCUUUUUUGGUACUAUAAAUACAUCAAUAUUUAUUAGUAUAUAAGGUCACGCAAGCUAAUGCCAACUGACACCGAUCUUUCAGCGUUUAUACUGAAUGCUCUGAAGCCGCUUGUAUACAGAUCAUUUAAUAGGCUCUAGUGCGUUCGAUUUAUAAAUUCUCAUGGCUGUUAACGUAAAAAAGGCUAAAUAAAGUUCGAAUUAAGUUAGAUUGAAAAGGCGUGUAUCUGUAAUUUACAUAUAAACUGAUAUAUUAUGUGGAUCCGUUAUUUUAUUGGUAUUCAGUUUUAAAGUUUUCAAGAUGUCACUAGUAUUCUACAGUAGUUCCAGAUGACUCGCAGUUACUUAAAGGUCAUUGAAAGGCAGAGUUGAUUUUCUUUGGAUUGAACCGUGUUUUCGCGCGCCCAACGGAGGAGGAUUAUCUACCUUCGAGCUACGGUUUUGUCACAUCGUAUACUGCUGCCUGUUUUGCUCUGCGGAAACAAGUAUGGCCAGCACUAAGAAGAGUAGUGCUCGCCUCCUUCGAACACGUCGUCCGACAAUGACGGAGAGAACGUUAUCCCAGUCAACUACUUCGCUCGUGCGAUCUAAAUCUCUUCGACUGCCAUCAAAAAACAAGGAUAUGAUUCAAGAAAAUAUCCGAAACGUGUCAAUGCUAUCCCGAAGCGGAUCUUUAAGGGACCACAAAAAAAACAAGGAUCUCGUAGCAGCAGGUCGCGACGAUCAUUCUCUAUUCGCUGAAUCCGGGCGCACCGAAAAAGAUGGUAUUCGAGCUCUCUCGAAAAGUUGCCAUGGUUCGCUUGGCAGCAACAAUUCUGAGGGCACACGACGUAGUAGUACCAGCGGAACUUCGUUGUCCUUUCGUCGCUCUUUUGUCUCGCGAGGAGACCAAUCAAAACUAAGCGCCCGCGCAUCGCCGGCGUCUCCCACAAGAAACACACCGCCGCCAAGAGAGCGUUGCGAAUUGCGUGAGCCAAGAGAAGCACGGAACAGUUCCAAUAGUGGAAUCAGCAAUGGACAGGAUUAUGCUGCCGAUCUGAAACUGCUUGUGGCAGAACAUCUCAAGCUCCAACAGGAGUACGCCAAGGUCCGGCAACAACUCGUCGAUCGAAAUGCUGUGACAGCUAUUGAACGCCUCGAGAAGGCGGAACGCAGUAACGGGCUAAGGAGUCCCAGUACGGGACAAAGAAGUUCCAACACUCCGAACUGCCCUUCUGAACUGAGCAGUAUCCCCGAGCUCGAACCUCAAUUGCCGCCUCAAUCAGACGGCGAUGCUAACAACAACAACAACAGCAGCUGUAAUAACAGUGGCGGCAGUAAAAAUCGAGAUGUGGUGCUUUCAUCGGUUCGGUGUUCUUCCAAACGAAGUCGUGAAGAGCUCGCAGUGGAAGCCUACCGUCGGGAAGUGCUCCGUCUUCAAGAGGAGUUACACAGAAUGCAAAAACUUUACUGGAACCAAGUUAUUUUUCAACAAGAGAAUACACGGCACCAUCAUGACGGAGAUGAAUCGGGCAGGAUUGUGGUCGAUCUGUUGAAUCAACUCGAAGAGAAUCGUGGAGAAUUGCGCGAAAAUCGUUCAAAGGUGCGACGUCUGGAGGAGCAGCUAAGUACGAGUGUGCGGGAAACGGCAACAUGUCACGAUGCGCUGCGCGAUUACCAGCUACGGCUUGAUGAACGUGCAAAUGCUGAGCGAGUGAUAAAGCGGCAGUUAGCAGAAGCGAUAGAAGAACUUCGCGAGACGAAGGAGGCACUUCAAUUCGCCGAAGAUGAGCUCCGGUCGAUGGCCACUACGGAGUCCGUGAGCAGCAGUGGCAUGGACCCCCAGCCACCACAGCAACAAAAACAGCUUUCCUCAAGGGAAAAAUCACCGGAACAGAAUAGCGAGAGGACGCCACCUGAUGGCAAGUCCCACCAGUUCGCCAGUGUCAACGGUAAGCUCGAGGAGCUCUUCUAUGACCACAGCAGAAAGGAAAAUUACAAUGGCCUUAGCCGUCAAUACGCCUGUGACGACUGCUGUGCUAAUCAGCGUCGCUUGCUUCAGGCACAUCAUGUGAUUCUUGAGCUGGGCCGCCAGUUAGAGUCCGUGCUUCGGGAAGAUGGACAUUUCGCGGAGGAAUAUUUAGACCUGUCCGAUCUCGAACUUAAGCAGAUUAUCGGACCGGAAAAUGUCCUCCAUUAUUCCAUGUUAGCAGUUAAUGGAGAAGCAUCUGCAACGCCCACAGAAGAAGUUCAAGAGAUUGCUGAAAACACGGCACUAACUUGGGCGCGCCACACCGUCGCAGUCAGACACGUUUUGCGAGCUCGGCUUCAGGAUAAGAUAAAAACGGCUCAGGAUCAAAUCGUUGAGCUCAAGAAUAGUUUGGACCUUAUGUGCCGUCGCCAUUCUGACUGUGAGGAACUCGUUCGCUCGCUUGAGCUUAAACUGGAGCACAGUCGUACCGAAAUGGGAGCAAUCCGUGAGCGAAUGUCUCGGAAACAGGACGAACACAGACAUGACAUCCAGAGUCUGAACCAACAGAUUGACGAACUUAACAGCCGGAGCAGGUCGUGCCGGUGCCGAUUAGAUGGGGUCGCUGACGACAGUCGACAGAAUGUACCAGUCGAGCGCGUUCAGGACGACAUUUCACCGCUACCCAGUUGCAAAACUAAUAUGAGUCUUUCGCCGGACAUGAUUUGUACUCCUUACGUUAAUCCAGCGGCUCUGCAACAUGAAAAUGUUUUGCUAAAACAAGAGAUCAACAAACUUCGCGAAUCGGCGCAAGGUCAAGAGGAGCUAGUUCGGGCGAUGGCUGCGAAAUUCCAUUGCUCACAACAGCUAUGGGAGGAUAACUAUCGAAGAACUCGUGCAGAGCUCCGAGCUCGCGACCAGCAAGUGGACUCCGUUGUUGAGGUCCUACGAGGACUACCCGAUCUAGUCGGACAAUGCGCCGCGCUACAUCUGCUUUUUCGAAAUCUCACUGAUCCUGGUGCGCGACCACCUGCCAAUAAGCUCGGUGUGAAGGCCAGUGGCGUUGUUGCCUCCGCUGUCUAAGCAAGCGUUAUUCGCUAUCUAUCUUACACCCAACUAAAUAUUCACUACCCAAUGUGGUGUCAGCAUUGAGCUGGACAACUUGGAAACCCACACCGAUACUUCCUUGACAUCAUAACAGUUCAGUAUAGAUGAUGCCUAGAAAUCUAGCUCAAAUUACAAAAUGAAGGUUGCAGGUUACUUUUCUAUGAAAGUACACGAACGUGUGCCAGCGCCAAGUGCCUUAGGUAAAGCAAAUAUAUGGUCCGUGUUAAUGGAGAAGGUGAGUAAGGGGUGCCACUGUGUUCAUCUAAAGUGAGUUCCAUUGAAAACACGAAAAAUAACCUUCAACAAGAUUUAGCAGUCAACCAAAAAAGCAAUGGCUCUACAGCUUACAAGUGACGUUAGUCACAAACCGGGAGAGUUCGUCAAGAGUUGGAAUGCCCGCCCUUUUCAAAAUUUGCGGAUUAUUAGCUCUUCUUACAGAAUUUAUAACUUAUUGAAUGCAAUUUCCUCUAAACACAAGAAUAUGCUAACAUGGAACGUGUUGUUAGCCUAUUUCAACAUGUUCAUACAGGUUCUUUGUCACUUUUCUCUUCAAGACGGACAAACGUUGAUUGCAUAGUACGUACGAUGGAUACAGGACGCAAUGUACUGAAAGAAAGCCAGAAAGUAGAAUUUUGCAAAGUAUCUGUGGGAAGCAAGAUUGGUGGAGACGGCGAAAUCACUCGUCGAGCUGUAUGUCGAUCCCGAUGCGUCAUUAAUCGUAUCAGUCUUUUUUUCUGCCAUCAUCAGAAGUCACUUCUGUUUCGAAAAUCGAUACGACCCUUUAUUGAAAAAGGGUCCUUUAUUGAAAACAGAAAAGGAAACUCCUGCCAUCGUCCGGGUAUUUCGUUUUACCGCUAUGGGACUAGUCACGAAAUCACUACUGACCGUUAAAGCCUCCUUAGCCAGUCACGUUGGCUUAAUCGUUAAGCCAUUUAAUAUUACACUAACCAUUGAAAACGGACCUGCAAAAACUCAAUUAAGAACAACCUUUAAAAAUUUGGUACAUACAUGGGAACGAACCUCUACGCCGCUUGUCAUUGACUUAACAAUAAAUUAAUUAAAUCGUUGACUUAGACAGAAAUUGCAUUUAUCGUCUUAUCUCAAAAAUCUGUGAAAAAUACAAGCUUAUAAGAAUACACCUGUUCUUUUUUUCUCUGAUCAGUUCUCUUCAUUCCUCCAUCUCUCUAUCUAAAACCUUCUAACACGACACAGAGAUAUCUUCAUUCGUUCACGUGCGCCCUGUUUCAGCUAGGCGGUAUGUAUACAAUUGACGUUAUCUCUCUGUGUUAGCUAAUCAUUGAAGACGCAGCACUGAAUGAUUUCACACGAUUUCUUCCAUUCCUUCCGGAUGGCAUCGAUUCAGAAAUCUAUAAUGAGUUCCUUGUCAUAGUGCGAAGGAAACUGGAAAGGAAAAAUUACCUAUAUACGUUCAUAUCUUAAUUGUACCUUAGCGUGCCGUUGCAUUUCGCACACGGUCGUUGAAAAUACCGCGAGUAGAAAGUACGGCAGAAAUAAGUCUAUGUUACCUGCUGUUUAUUAUCGGGUAGCGUUCGAAAAGGGGCUGCAUGUGUAUGGGUACGGGGUUGGCUGGCUUGAAUACAAAGUCACACUGACAUAGUGGUGCAAAAUACAAAUCACACGGAACUAGUCGUAAAUGGCCUCUGCGUGCCGCCAACGUAGCGCUAAUCUGCUAGGGGCCUGGACAGACAAAGCGUGACUUUUAUCUAUCGUAACAAACCUAUGUUUGACGCUUCUUUUUUAUUAAGAAUUUUUGUUAAUCUAUACGACAUUGUACUACUCGCACCGGAAUAGAGCCCGAUCAGUGUUAACUUAGCCAAUCUUUUACGACGUACGCUAUUUAUAUGAACGUACAUAGAUCAUCGAGUAGUAAUGUUGAAAACCUUUGUUUUUCUUCGGUGCGUCUGAUACGGGGUGCCCUCAGUGGCCUCGUUCUGCUCUUGGCACUUGCGGCUGUGGAGACGAGUAAAGCGAUGAAUUAACUGAUUUGAGUAGGACGGUAUCAAUAUUAUGAAGAGUGCAUUAUAUGUCAAAGUUAAAGCCUAUCCUCGAACAGUAGACUUUUUCAGCCAAAGAAAAAAAGAGGACGUGUUCGGUAAAGCUGUGUGUCACUAGUGAAACGUAACCACCAUAGCACGGUUUUGUUUCGGCCUGACCUUUUCCUCUGGUGAUGCUUGAAAUCGUAUUCGCGGCCGUAUUUCCAAUCUAUCUAAUUGAAACAUGCGAAAAUAGCAGCAUUUUAUAAACAGGCCUAAAACAUUGCCGGCUUACCCAACCUAUUUUGAACCUCCAAAAGUAGCAGCUUGCCGACCUAGCUGACUCAUCUGUUUCUAAAUAGAAGUUGCUUAGAUACAUUAGAAAACUCUUCAGGCUACAGUGGGGCCAGGACUGCAUCUACCUGAUAAAAAUCUUCAGCAAACAUAUUCAUGUACCUACUUUUGUUGUCCGACGUUCGGUAAGCUUGUCUCAAACAAGCCGUUUAACUAAACGCGUAAUCGUGGUAACCUUUUGUUAAUCCUAAUGUAGACACUUUAGUAGCAUUAAAUAUAUCUUUCGUGCCAUCUUUUACAUGCAACAUUUUUAUUUAGCAACUUUUUUCGAUACUGACACAACAAGCCUUGUCUUUGCAACAGCCGCAAUAGCAUUAACUCCGAUAUGAGUAAAUAAAAUACUAUUUUGUGAUGUGUCGCGCCGUUCUAUUUGCGUUCAUGUAAACUUUGUAUAGAGUCAACUAAAGCCCGAAGCAAAUAAUGGACAAAUCAACAGGAUCCGAUAAUAAUAUCCAUAACAAUACGAAUUAUUAGUAAUCGAUAAAUAAAGUCAUUAAAUUGUGUCGUUUUA